This is a messenger RNA of Bursaphelenchus okinawaensis, 402 nucleotides long. The record is from the annotation of a GenBank genome assembly. NCBI's taxonomy places the organism in Eukaryota, Metazoa, Nematoda, Chromadorea, Rhabditida, Aphelenchoididae.
AUGGAUGAAGAAGUCAAGCUAAACCGUGAUCAAGUUCGGGCAAUGUUGCUUCUCAAGUUUUGUGAACACGGCAACGCAGCAAGAGCGACGAAGGAAAUAUGCAGUGCUAUAGGGCCUUCAGUUGUCUCCUAUGACACGGUAAAAGUUUGGUUCCUCAAGUUCAAAAACGGUGACUUUGACAUGUCCGAGAAACCGAGAUCUGGUAGACCGUCAGUGUUGGAGAAAACCCGUCUUCUGAAGCUGAUCGAAGAAGACCCGAGACGAACCAUUACUGAGUUGGCUGUGGAGCUUCAGUGUGACCCUUCUACCGUAACACGUGGACUUCACGCUCUUGGAAAAUCAUGGAAAAAUGGUCAAUGGGUUCGACAUAAGUUAAACAGCGACCACCUGAACAAAAGAUGA